GAGGUGAGUUUUUGAGCUGUGCGUUUCACUGCCGGUUUCACACUAGAGCCUUGGGCGAUGUUCAAACAAGUGUUGAUUUUCUUGGCACUGCUUCGGGUGUCAGUUGCAGAAGGUGGGCAAGAGCAAUUCGCCGAGUCAACAUGUGAAGAAGCUGAUGAUCUACGAUUGUCAUUGCUCCAGUCUUCUCUGCAAGUGGCCAAGGCGCCAGUGGAAAGAAAUGUGAGCGCUGCACCAGAGCAACAUGCGCUUUUCGAUCGGUAUGCUGAUGCAGCCAAACAAGCCAGAAUGAUGGCAAAGAAGCAAUUGAAUUUCGUGAUGCAGUUGGUGCUACCAACGGAGAAAACGGCCCUGAGUGGGAUUCCGGCCUUGCUGGUUUUCAUGCUGGCAGGCUUGGUGAUGGCCCUCUUCGUAGUUCAGCUGAUUGGUGUGAUGUUCGAGGAGAAGAAAUCAGCACCUUUUCGCCCGGGUGGUCCGACAUAUUCUCAAUCCACAGCUCCAGGGACUUUGCCUCCCAUGACCUUGCCAAACUCACCGCCAUCGAGGGCUUCCAUGGCCAGACCAGGUGCAGGCAGUGCGAGUGCUCCCUCCACCGUGAGUACGCUGCCCGUGCGGGGACACGCAAGUGCUCGGCCCUCCCAUGCGCCGGAUGGCGCUGCCAUGUGCCCGGCGUUGAUCUCUCCGUCUGCGGAAGCUCAUUUCACCGUCCCGAGGGGGGAUCUGAAUUCGUUGAAUGCAGGCACAGUUGGACCGGUGGCGAUUCUUGGGGGUCAGACUGGUAAAGCGCUUCUGUAUGCCAGAUUCAAAGCGGAUUCCAAAGAACGGCGCUGGCUCGAGCUGUCCACCACCGCCAAUAGUCGCUUCCCACACUGCAGCGCUGGACCGAUGGACACGGGGCUCGGGCAAUCCAGAGUUCCGGUGGAAAUCCGUGGCCCACGGGGGGAUCGCUAUGGCACCUUGCAAAAGGAGAGCUCUUUGUGGCAGUUGUAUCGCUUUGAAGGACAGCUCGUGAAGAGCAUCUCCACGAAGGCUGGCAGCUUCACUGCGACGGAUGGGCAGCAGCAUGUAGCGACGGGACGGGUCGAUGAUGAAACCUUUGAGGUGUUGGUGAGUCCUGGCAGAGAUCCUCUCCUGACGCUGCUUUGCAUGCUAGCGAUCCUUUUAACCUCGCCAGGCGAUGUGGUGUGACCAGCGGUCGGAUUCCUUCGAUCACAGACUUGAGACUGUGAAGGCGUGAACCU
Molecule: messenger RNA, 1238 nt
Organism: Durusdinium trenchii
Lineage: Eukaryota; Dinophyceae; Suessiales; Symbiodiniaceae
Source: the annotation of a GenBank genome assembly